This is a messenger RNA of Otolemur garnettii (small-eared galago), 627 nucleotides long. RefSeq names its product oocyte expressed protein (gene OOEP). NCBI's taxonomy places the organism in Eukaryota, Metazoa, Chordata, Mammalia, Primates, Galagidae. The coding region runs from base 7 to 627 and encodes 206 amino acids. Gene Ontology annotation, cellular component: apical cortex; protein-containing complex. Gene Ontology annotation, biological process: establishment or maintenance of apical/basal cell polarity; embryonic pattern specification. The transcript is spliced from 4 exons. The record is from RefSeq and is a predicted model, not a curated record. Gene Ontology annotation, molecular function: RNA binding.
CCCAGUAUGGCGGACGAUGCCGGUGCCGCUGCGUCCCAGCGGGACACACUGACUCUGGCCCGCUCCCAGGAGAGACGGCUUCCGCAGCCACUUCCACCCCUGCAGAUUCGCGUGCGGCCCUGGUGGUUCCCAGUGCACGAACUGAGACACCCGCUGGUUUUCUACUUGGAGGUUUGGCAGGCAGACCUGAUUUUCGGCCCACACCGAGACGUAAUUCCAGAGAUGGAGUGGAUGAGCCAGAGCCUGCUGUCAGUGGACAUGGUGGACAAUGACAACUUAGUUGAAGUCAAGGUCUUCGGACGGCCCCGCGUCCAGAAUCGGGUGAAGACCAUGAUCCUGGGCCUGGCUUGGUUUUACCAAGAACGUCGUGCCCGAGCUGAGAAGAUGAAACAGCUUGAGGAGAAUUUAAAGUCCAGUGCAUCAGGUUCCUACCCUGCCAAGGAUGCUUUGCUUGAGGAAACAGAAUUGUCACUACCGUUUGCUCGAAGCAUGAAAGUUUUCUGCUGUCUUUGGAACUUUGUCUGCAAACAGCUCAAAGGAGAUGUGGCCCAGGGCUUGCCAUCUGUAGAAGUGGUACUGGAGAAGAUGAUGGAGCUGACCAGGGCCAGUGGCGGGCAUCUCCAGUAG